Messenger RNA from Rhincodon typus (whale shark), 759 nucleotides. RefSeq names its product charged multivesicular body protein 6b (gene chmp6b). The record is from RefSeq and is a predicted model, not a curated record. Bases 1 to 759 code for a protein of 252 amino acids. Gene Ontology annotation, cellular component: ESCRT III complex; multivesicular body. Gene Ontology annotation, biological process: late endosome to vacuole transport via multivesicular body sorting pathway; vesicle budding from membrane. Lineage: Eukaryota; Metazoa; Chordata; Chondrichthyes; Orectolobiformes; Rhincodontidae. The transcript has 8 exons.
AUGCAGGAAAAGAAAUUUGGAGCAUUGAUAAUCAAGAGAAAGUUCCUGCUGAUGAAACUGUGUCAUGACACUCCUAGAGGCGUAGACUGUGAAGGAGAAAGCAAAGAGGAAUUUAAACUUCUGCAAUCAGUACAUGGAAACCUUCAAAUGGAUUUUACAGAGAAAGAUACCAACAAUAACGGCGAUGAUUUUAACAGCAAUCAGGAGCUGCAACUAAAGCAGCAACGUGACCAGUUGAAACAGUAUCAGAAGAAGAUUGCUAUUCAACUUGAAAAGGAGCGGGAAAUAGCUCGACAGCUGCUUCGUGGUGGUAAGAAAGAUAAAGCCAAACUUCUGCUCAAGAAGAAACGAUAUCAGGAGCAACUUCUUGAUAAAACUGAAGUUCAGAUUGGCAAUCUUGAGAAAAUGGUUCAGGACAUUGAAUUUACUCAAAUAGAAAUGAAAGUUUUGGAAGGACUUAAAAUCGGAAACAGCUGUCUUCAGAAAAUGCACGAGAUUAUGUCCAUUGAAGAAGUAGAAAGAAUAAUGGAUGAGACCCAAGAAGCUGUUGAAUACCAGAGGCAAAUUGAUGACAUUUUGGCUGGGGGAAUAUCUCAAGAAGAUGAGGAUGCCAUUCUGGCUGAACUAGAUGCUAUAACUCAGGAAGAAAUUGAACUCCCAGAAGUUCCUGCAGAGCCACUGCCAAAUAUAUCUGCAAGAGAAAAAGGAAAAGAGCCAGUUAAAAACACACCAAAACAAGAGAUGGUGGCAGCAUCGUAA